Molecule: messenger RNA, 5151 nt
Organism: Clupea harengus (Atlantic herring)
Lineage: Eukaryota; Metazoa; Chordata; Actinopteri; Clupeiformes; Clupeidae
Product: transient receptor potential cation channel subfamily M member 1
Biological process (GO): metal ion transport; protein tetramerization; monoatomic cation transmembrane transport
Cellular component (GO): plasma membrane
Molecular function (GO): calcium channel activity
Source: RefSeq, a predicted model, not a curated record
UAUGUUUUAGCAGAUAGAUAAGCUGCUAUUUUAGUUGUCAUGCAGAGCCUUCCACACAAGCAUGCUAUAUGCUCAGUCUGAUUAUGUGGCGUUCCACUUACACGUUUGUCUUUUCUAUUUAGAGGUGGAUUGUGUAUUCAGUGUAGAUGUUGUCUGUAUUGGUAUAUAGUCUUGUUAGUUUGGGUGUGGAUCUUUGAAGGUAUAUCAAAUCCCACAGAAAAGGCUGUUUUUAGACACACAUCGACCUGAAGAUCGCCUGUAGUGUGAAGUGUCCACUCAGGAGAGAGGAGUAUGGACAGCCGGGUACCUGGAGGAAGAAAGAGCGGAUCUUUCAGACAUGCUUCUAUAAAACGCACCAUCUCUGGUUCUCAGAAGGGUCAAAAGGUAUGGAUUGAGAAGACAUUUCAAAAGAGAGAGUGUAUUCACAUCCUUCCCAGUAAAGACCCCACUAGAUGUAGCUGUGGUCGAUUGGCCAGUCAGCAUGUGGGACUCUUAUCAAGUCCAGCUGUUAAGAAUGAAGAGGAUCCAGUGGAAGGGGAGAGAUGGUCAGUGAAUAAGCACACUCAGGCUUCACCCACAGAUGCGUAUGGUGUCAUCGAAUUCCAAGGAGGAGGUCAUAGCUGCAAAGCCAUGUAUAUCCGAGUCUCCUAUGACACUAAACCAGAUGCACUGCUUCAGCUGAUGGUUCAGGAGUGGCAGCAGGAGCUCCCAGCUCUUCUCAUCUCAGUCCACGGAGGGCUGCAGAACUUUGACCUACAGCCCAAACUCAAGCAGGUGUUUGGGAAAGGUUUGAUCAAAGCAGCAGUCACUACAGGAGCCUGGAUCUUCACUGGAGGCGUCAGCACAGGUGUGAUGCGCCAUGUGGGAGAUGCACUGAAAGAGCACUCCUCUAAAUCUAGAGGGAAAGUAUGUGCCAUUGGAAUUGCCCCCUGGGGAAUUGUGGAGAAUAAGGAGGACCUCAUUGGCCAAGAUGUGACACGGCCAUACCAGACCAUGUCAAACCCACUGAGUAAGCUGUCAGUCCUAAACAACAGCCACUCACAUUUUAUCCUGGUGGAUAAUGGAACUCAUGGCAAAUAUGGUGCAGAAGUGCGCCUACGCAGACAACUAGAGAAACACGUCUCUCUCCAGAAGAUCAACACACGCCUGGGGCAGGGUGUGCCUCUGGUGUGCCUGAUCCUGGAAGGUGGCCCUAAUGUGAUCGCCACUGUGUGUGAGCACCUGCGUGAGGAACCUCCGGUGCCUGUGGUGGUCUGUGAUGGCAGCGGACGAGCAUCUGACAUCAUCUCAUUCGCUCACAAGUUCUCAGAGGGAAAUGGGAUGGUGAGUGAUGCUGUGAGGGACCAGCUGCUAGUCACCAUACAGAAGACAUUCAACUACAGCCGGAGUCAGGCCCAGCAGAUCUACCUCAUGGUGAUGGACUGCAUGAAGAAGCGAGAACUGAUUACAGUGUUCCGCAUGGGUUCAGAAGGCCAGCAGGAUAUUGAGAUGGCCAUACUUACCGCACUGCUAAAAGGGACUAAUGCCUCUGCUUGUGACCAGCUCAGCCUGGCCCUGGCCUGGAACAGAGUCGAUAUCGCCCGCAGUCAGAUUUUUAUUGGCCACAACUUGCCUCCGGGGGGUGCCCUACCAACCACAACCACGCCGCUUGAGAAGACCAAGAGCCCAGCAGCUGUGCGGGCGCCUGGGAAAGGGAAGGCAGCGCGUGGGAAAAAGGGCAAGGCAGGCAAGGCCAAGCCAGAGCCUCCCGAGGAGACUGACCCGCGCAAACUGGAGCUGCUCAACUGGGUCAUCUCUCUGGAGCAAGCCAUGAUGGAUGCAUUGGUGUUAGACAGAGUGGAUUUCGUUAAACUACUGAUUGAGAAUGGAGUUAACAUCCAUCACCUUCUCACCAUACCACGCCUGGAGGAGCUCUAUAACACGAGACUGGGGCCUAUAAACACUUUGCAUUCUGUGGUCAGAGAUGUAAAAAAGGGAAACCUUCCUCCAGAUUAUCAGAUUACUCUCAUUGACAUUGGAUUGGUCCUGGAGUUCUUGAUGGGAGGAGCAUAUCGUUGUCACUACACCCGGAAGAGUUUCCGGACCCUCUACAACAAUCUCUAUGGCCUGAAACGACCAAAAGCACUGAAGCUUCUGGGGAUGGGGGACGACGACCCACGUCCAAAAGGCAAAAAGAAAGGGAAGAGGAGGGAGGAGGAGGUGGACAUUGAUGUAGAUGACCCAGAGGUCUGCCGUUUUCAGUACCCCUUCCAUGAACUCUUGGUGUGGGCUGUGCUGAUGAAGCGCCAGAGGAUGGCCCUGUUCCUGUGGCAGCGUGGGGAGGAGACCAUGGCCAAGGCUCUGGUGGCGUGUAAGCUGUACAAGGCCAUGGCUGUGAGUCUGGAGUCUUCUCAGAGUGAAGUGGUGGAUGACAUCUCGCAGGACCUGGAAAACAACUCCAAGGAAUUUGGCCAGCUUGCGUAUGACCUGUUGGAUCAGUCCUACAAGCAGGAUGAGCAGGUGGCUAUGAAGUUGUUGACAUAUGAGCUGAAGAAUUGGAGCAACUCUACCUGUCUUAAGCUGGCGGUGGCCGCCAAACACAGAGACUUCAUUGCCCACACAUGCAGCCAGAUGCUGCUCACGGACAUGUGGAUGGGCUGCCUUCGGAUGGGGAAGGUUAAUGGCCUGAAGGUGAUCCUGGGUAUUGUAUUUCCACCAUAUAUUCUGCUCCUGGACUUCCGCUUCGGAGAUGACACAGCCUACCAAGGUGUGAGCGAAGACAACAAAGACCAGGAGGAUGACAAAUCUUGCAAGGACACAGAGUCUAAGAAGGAGGAUGAGGAGAACGCUGGGAAGAAGCAAAGGCGUGUCCCCAUUGGGAAAAAGAUCUAUGAGUUCUACAAUGCCCCCUUCACUAAGUUCUGGUUCAAUACUACGGCCUAUCUUGGGUACCUCAUGCUCUUCAACUACAUCAUCCUGGUCAAGAUGGAGCGCUGGCCUUCGCUGCAGGAGUGGAUUGUCAUCUCUUAUAUUAUCACUCUUGGACUGGAAAAGAUUCGCCAGAUUCUGAUGUCAGACCCUGGUAAACUAAAGCAGAAGAUAAAUGUGUGGCUGGAGGAAUACUGGAACAUCACAGACCUGGUGGCCAUUUCUGUGUUCCUGCUGGGCCUGCUGCUCCGACUCCAGAAUGAGCCCUAUAUGGGGUACGGGCGCGUCAUCUACUGCGUGGACAUCAUCUUCUGGUACAUACGUGUGCUCGACAUCUUUGGUGUCAACAAAUACCUGGGACCUUAUGUGAUGAUGAUGGGGAAGAUGAUGAUAGACAUGCUUUACUUUGUGGUGAUCAUGCUGGUGGUGCUGAUGAGUUUUGGUGUGGCGCGUCAGGCCAUCCUGCACCCUGAUGAGGAACCGACGUGGCGUCUGGCCCGGAACAUCUUCUACAUGCCCUACAUGAUGAUCUAUGGGGAAGUGUUUGCAGAUUCCAUAGACCUCUAUGCAAUGGAGAUCAAUCCACCUUGUGGGGAUCAUUUGUUUGAAGAAGAUGGCAAGAAACUUCCUCCCUGCAUUCCUGGAGCCUGGCUCACCCCUGCAAUCAUGGCGUGUUACCUGCUGGUGGCAAACAUCCUACUAGUCAACCUCCUCAUCGCAGUAUUCAACAACACAUUCACCCAGGUGAAGUCGAUCUCCAACCAAGUGUGGAAGUUCCAGAGAUACCAGCUCAUCAUGACCUUCCAUGACCGGCCCAUCCUGCCACCACCCCUCAUCAUCUUCAGCCACAUCUUUAUUGUGCUUAAACGCAUCUGCUGCUGCCGCCACAAGAGGGAGGGGGAACUGAGUGAGCGGGACAAAGGACUGAAGCUCAUCCUUAGCCCUGAAGAGUUGAGGAGUCUGUAUGAGUUUGAGGAGCAGUGUGUGGAGGAACACUUUAGAGAGAAAGAAGAUAAGGAGCAGUCCUCCAACAACGAGCGUAUCCGCAUCACAUCUGAGAGGGUAGAGAACAUGGCUGUGCGUCUGGAGGAGGUGAAUGAACGCGAGACCAAGAUGAAGGCAUGCCUUCAAACUGUAGACCUGCGUCUGGGUCAGAUGGAGGAGUUUGCUAGUCGCAUGAUGAAUGCUGUCCAAGUGCUAGCAGGGGUGGACUGCAGUGAACAUCUUCAACCUCGCUCGAGAAACUCCUCUAUCUGUGAUCCUGCAUCGUUAUGGCGACAUGGCAGCAUUCACAGUAGUGAUGGCUAUAGCCUACAUCGGUACCAUGCCGAGACAGACGGCCCGACAGGCGCUGAAGACAAAAUGGGAUCAGAAACAAAGCAGAGUGAGAAGCAAACACUCCCAGUGAUAGAGUUGGAACAGACUCUGGACUUGGUUUCAGCUACUGAAGGAACAGAGAGGUGGAACAAAAGCUCUUGCUUAGACCUCUCACCAUGUGAUACGCACGCCAAUACAAAACUAGCUACAAACCCAUCACUUGUUGCCAACCUUUUCCCUACACAACCCAAAGCACAAGAGGAAAGGGGUAGUCCUAUUGUUGAGAAACAGAAACUAGAAGCAGCCUUGUCAUACCCCCUGGAACACACCAGAGCUUUGCAGCACUAUUCUUUCCUACAGGUAACACCACCCGUCCUUGGACACGCCCACAAUAAUAAGACAGAAAAUCAAACCUGGGGAACGGAUGACAGUCAUGUUAAGAAGUGGGUUAGUCAGCCGCUGGCCACAAGUAACAAAUCCCUCUCCAGUCCUUACGGGGUGUCGGAGUUUGAAUACAGAAAACACAAUUUAAUGUUUCAAGGCACCGUGGUGAAUACAACUCAGAAGGUGGCAGUACACACAUGUAAUAUCAUGGAAGGCAAUGGAGAAAUAAAACGGGACUUGACGGACAAAGACAGAGGAGCAACGGAGAUACAAGUGCAAAAUAAAAUCGAGGAGAGAAGAGAAAUUGACAUGAAAAGUUUGUUUCUGUCAGAGAAAUCUAUGUAUCCGCCUUUGCGUUCCAAAAGCCUGCAUGCUAAUCCCUGGAACAUGAGGAGCUCUUACGAGAGUGUCGACAGGCCCUGCCGAUCAGCCAGUAGUGAGCAUGACCUCCCUGUAGCCUGUGAUGGAGGCCCUGAGCACCACUCGGACAGAGGGACAACAAAGAGAGAGGACAUUGACAGAGAUAGUAUGUUCAAAAACUGA